This is a messenger RNA of Phasianus colchicus (ring-necked pheasant), 7424 nucleotides long. Lineage: Eukaryota; Metazoa; Chordata; Aves; Galliformes; Phasianidae. The record is from RefSeq and is a predicted model, not a curated record.
CGCCCCAGCCCUCCGGCCGAGCCCCGCUCCACCCCGCUGUGCCGAGUUCCUCCGCUUCCUCGUGUGCCAGGAGGCCCCGCCCGGGCAGCAGUGACCCCGGGCCCGGGGCAGCGCGGAGCGUCCCACUUCAGGCCUACUCCGCGACUCCAGGACUGGUCCCGGAGGGCGUUGCUUGUGCGGGAAGGGGGUGCGUGGCGGUCUGGGAGCAGGGCCGAGGGCUCCGGGGCGGCCGUAGCGGGAGCGGCGCAGGUAGGAUCGCACAGCCGGGGGCUGUGACGGGGAAACGGUGCUUGUGGUGCGGCUCCGCGGGAGCGCUGCGCGUCGGGGCGGAGAGCGGCGGCCGGAGGGCACGGUGAGAGCCACGAGAGGUCUGGGGGCAGUUGGGGCAUUUCUCUGAGUCACAAGGCGGAAGGGUAUCAACGAGUUACAGAGGUCCCGCUCUGCUCUUUCGAUGCCCGGCCUUUCAUUCCUUCCUUCCUUCCCCCCCAUCGACUGUUUCACUGAAUUGGUUUUCAUUUAAAGAGCCACUAACUUCCUCAGGUUCAGCUUGAGCUCAUUCAUUAGACAAUUAGACAAUUAGACAAUUUUUCUGAAUGAGAAGAACAAAUUUAAAUUUUAGACUUUCCCCAGUUAAGAGCUAUUUGUAAACACCCCAGUUUCCUUUAUAUGCAGAAAGCUGUUCCACCAGGCUCUUUGUGGAGCUGCAGGUCUGCUAUUCAGUCUAACCCAGCUCAGCCAGCGUUGGUGAGUGCUGCGGUUUAGGAGAGCCCAGGGAUUAGAUAUGGAAGGAGAUCACACCAAUGUCCACAGUGACAUGAGACAGCCCAAGAGCAGAUGUGUGGGUGUUCCUAGCCUUCCUGGGGUUUGAAAGGGCUUUAUUUCCCAGCUUGCCACUGCAAAGAGCAAGAACAGCUGGAGGGGCCCUGGAGGAGACAAGUGCUUGGCUUUACCCAAAUACAUGAUUAAUGUAGCAGUGACUUUAAAACAGUUGUCUGUAAUGUGAAAUGAAUGUGAAGAACUUACUCUUUGCUUAAUAACAGAGUUGGAAUUAUGUGUGUAGCAUGUCACAUGCACUGGCAUUUUUGUAAGCAGUUAACAUGGGGAAAAAAAAAACAGAGCUGUGAGAGCCUGGGAGUUCUCUGCCCCAUUGUUUCUCAGUGUGUUGUCCCAUGUUCUUCUCAUAGGUUCAUUUGCUCCACUCUUCAGGACAGAGAUAUCUCACUUCUGAGACGAAUCACUGAGCUGCAAAAAGCUAUUGCUUGCAUGGUACAGGAAGUACAACCAGGACAUUGCAGAGCACUGCAGGGAAAUAAACCUUGAACCUAAAUGCUGUAAUAUGCUUUUUCCAUUCAUGCUGCUUCAGUCCAUCAUCUUGGCCACCAGCUGAUGAGAUGGCACAGAGUGCUGAGGUCCAGCCAAGCUUUGAGGACAUUUUUAAUAUUAACAGGGAUGCUCAGAGGGACACACUCAAUAGCAUCCCGGUUGUAGAUCAGGAAAGAUGUGGCUCAGCUAUCAGCACUGUGGAUUCAGAUAGUGAGUUUCAGACACUGAGAUCUGAUGUGAGCACAGGAUUUCUCCAUAUGACCAGCCCAAACAGCAUGGUGAAAAGUUCCCCAGUGAAGAUUAGAAACACUUCAGACCCUUCAGGCCCACAGACCUUGCAAUCCUCAGGGAUCUCCAAUUCCUUCACCAAUCUCCUGAUCAGUCAAUCGCCAACAGCUAUUUUUCACAUGCCGACUCCUUCCUGUGAGUCCAGUCGGCUGUGUGAAGAGAGCACCAGUGAUACUGGACAGCCUGAUGGAGAGAGAGAGAGCCACAGCCUGCAGGAAAUGGGCAGCCCCAGCAGUCAUUCCACUCAGGACACAAAUCCCCAAGUCCCCCAUCUGGGGAAGACACUGCAGGUCAGUUCCUGUCAUCCAUCUUUCCCUAUUGUUGAAACACAGCUGCCCACACUGGGUGCUGUGGGCCAACCUGUUGAGAGUAAUGAUAUUUCCAGCACAGUGAUAGCAGAACCUCAGGUACCAAAAAAAAGCAGAGACCAAAAGCAAAAAUUAUCUACAAGUCUUCCCUAUUCAAGAACGACAAUAAAUACUAGUCCUGCUUGCAUACCCGUAGAAGACUCCUACAUUCCAGCAGGCACUUCCAACUCUGCAGCUGCUUCCCCUUCAGUUUGUUCCUUUCCUCCUCAAACCUAUUUCUCUUCAACCAUUCCCCCUCCUCUUCAGAGCGUUCCUUACAACGUACCAUUUCCCACUCCCCUCCACUCAUCCCCCUUUCCAACUGGCCCUCCUCCUUUAAAAACUGUGGAAGCAGCACUGGCACCAGAGCCCAAUGGUAAAAAGAAAAAGUUCUUCACUUUUGUUGUUCUUCAUGCUUGGGAAGAUGAGCAUAUUGCCUGUCGCAUCAAGGACCUGCUGGAGAACAUGGGGGUUCCCAAUGGUGCCACAUUCUGCGAGGACUUCCUCGUUGCAGGACACAACCAGUUGACCUGCUUUCAGGAUGCUAUGGAAAACUCUGCUUUCCUCAUCCUUCUGCUGACCAAGAACUUCCUGUGCCACCAGUGUAUGUUUCAAACAAACUCAGCUCUGAUGGAGUCCAUCCAGCGACCUUCCAAGUACAACUCUGUCAUUCCUUUUGUACCUAAGGAGAAUCCAUUAGAGCGGAGUCAGAUUCCCAGCAUGCUCAGUGUGCUGGUGGCCUUGGAUGAGAACUCUCCUGUGUUUGCCAGGACAGUGCAGAACACCUUUACCCCCGAGAAAAUCAAUGAAAGGAAGGCCAUGUGGUGCCAGAUACAGCAAGUCCAAGAGCAGAAAAGGAAACUAGAGCUAUAUCAGGAUCACUGCCAAACACUGCAGAACUUAGGUGCUCUGACUGUUGGCUCCCUUCCCCAGAUGUCUCCAUCAGCAGUGCAGCUGAGUCAGUCAAGCCUAGAGCAGCUGCUGAAACAACUCCUGCCUCUCCAGUUAUCCCAACAGUGCCAUCCCCUGACGUCUGUCUCUGCUGCCACACACCCACUUCUCCAGGCUGGUCAUCCCACAUCUGCUCAGCUGGGUCUCUCUCCUUCCCAACCACCUAAUCUCCCAUCAGGCCAGCACUACAGGUCUGCAGAUCCAGGAGGUGCCCAUCCCAUCAUCAUUCAACAUGCUCGAAUGGUUCAGAUUGGGAACCACAACACAAUGCAUGUGGAAACUGCUGCACCAGGUCCACAGGACAGUGGGGAAGAAUCCAGGGAGAAUGCUUAAUCAGAGAUGCAGGUCAGCCAGAAUCAUCCACUCUUCAUUUCAAACCCUAGACUAGAGAGAUUCUGUUGGAAAAGGGACUGCUCUGAUUUCACUGGGGGUUAAUAGCCUCUAUUUCUUGGAGCACAGGAGAAAAGUGCCUUCUUUUACAAAGAGAUUCUCAUUUCCUAAGACUACUAUCCAUUUGCUUAUUUUCCUUCAACCGAGCAAACAAUUUUCUUGAUUUUCUGAGGAUUAACUGAAAGGUUUGAUAAAUAAAUUUUAAUUAAUUUAUAUUUCUCCAGUUGUUUCCUGUAAAAUCAGAAAAGGGACAGCUGAGGAUAUCUCUGUAUGUCUGUAGCUUUUACAUGGAGGGGGCUGGGAGAUAGCACAUCUGGAUUAUGUUUCAUAAUCUGCUGCUGACCAAGUCAUUUGAGGGAAAAUCUUCUGAGAACUCUUUGGGGAGUCACCGUGGCCUCCUGUGAAGGUGCUCUGCACUGCAAGGUCACACUGUUUUCUUCUGGCUGCUCUCUUUGCUCAUGGUUGCAAUGUGGCCUGCUCAUAUCAGCGCCUAGUUUGUGUGCAUGGCACGCUCCCCUUGCUGCUGUGCAGCACCAUUUCCCCCAGCCUCACAUCAGACCUAAGAAAAUUCAUGAAACUUGCUUCAAAAACUUCUGAGAGGCUGUAGGCCCCUAGGCUGAGGUAUCAGGAGAUCACUAUUCUCCGUUCUCCCCUGAAACUGCAAAGAGACAAGCUUUGUGUUUGUGGGACAGAAUUCCUACAUGCCCCUAGAGGCAUGGUUUAAGAAAAAUAUUUUUGUUUCUAAGAAAACUGUUAAACUCAAAGGACCAAGAUUAUACACCACGUAUGAGGCUAAACAAGAACUUUACAGUAAAACUGCACAUUGAGAAAAACAAACAAACAAACAAACAAAAAAAGAAAACCACCAAAGGUAGAAUGCAAAGGGAGAAAAUUUGGAGAAAGUCUGAGAAAGCAGGAGCUGUGGGUUCUCCUUUAUCUGUUUUUAAAAGUUCAGAGAUGGGAUUAGGCCCUGCUAGACUGGCUGUUAUACAUAGAAAUAUGCUCUAUUGAGAUUAUUCCUUCUAUUUAUGUUACCAGCAUUGUGGGAAAAGUUUGACUCAAAACCAGAAGUGUUGAGCAGAGCAUUACAAGAGUGGAGAAAGGCCAGUGACAUGGGAGAUAUUCUGCAGGAUCUGGGCAAUGGCUCUAUGAGGCAGACCUCUACUAGGCUUUUAGCACAAGGAUGGCAUCUGAAGCACAAAGCCAACCUGCUUGCUCAGCCUGAUGGGUGUUGCUAUGGCCAUUUGCCUGUUCUGUCAGCAGAGGUCAGACCAAAGUCACUAAGCGUCUAGAAACUGUUUCCUCUGCCAAGCAGACUCAAACUAACAGCAUCAAACUCCAGACCGUACUGGCACUGCUCCAGGGUCCAUGCAAGCUGUAGGGCAGCUCACCCUACUCCUCACCCUUGGAAAAGCCAGAGAACUACCAAGUGCCUAUUAAAGACAGCCUUCAGGGCCAGUGCAAUUGAUACACAGCAGGUGACUCCCAUUCCUGGUAUUUCUGCUGAUGUUUGUGUGCUCAUGUCACUCUGAAUACUUGCCCUGGCAUGUUUCAAAUCAAGGGAAGCCAGCGUUGUCUGGAAGCCAACAAGCAGGACUACUACAGGCCAUCCUGGUCAUGUACUAUCCAAGCAGAGUGCCCAGAGGGUGAUAGAAGACUCAUGAGUCUGUUCAUAGAAUAUCUAUCUCCCUCCCUCAACGGAGGCUUAGCUCCUCCUGGGCCUCCUUGGCUAGGACCUAGUGCAAGACAAAGGGCCUUGGACAAACCAAAGCUCUCUCUGUCCUGCUUGAGCUGCCAUCAAUUGCUGGCUUCCAGCUUUGAAACAGUUUGGCUUCUAUUUCUCACACUGACCCAGUAAUAAAGGAUUAACUCAUUUAUGCUUUACAGAGCCUGCUGGAAUUCUCCUGGUGGUUGCAUUCUUUCUAAAGAUGAUCCUAUUUUUUUUCUCUUCUCUACAUCACCUUUGUUAGAAUAGGCAUUGUAUUACUGCAACACUGUCACUGCAGUUGUGCAGCCACCAGGGCAGCCCCUCUCCUCCAGAGAAAGCAUAUACCUCACUCUUGCUCCAUUUAUUAUGCUUUCUAUAAAUAAACACUAUGCAAACCUGGUCAGCUGGAAGCAGCUCUAGUUUGUAAACAACCUUAACAGUCACAAGAAGUUUGCUUGGAGUGGAGAAACAGAGAAAGACACAGCAGCAGGCAGUAAAACACUCUGCAGGGUGUUUUUUUUUUAAGCUUAUUGUGCACUGAUUUCCAAGUGACUCAAAAGGAGUGACUGCCACAUAACAGACAAAGCCCUAUUUCAACUGCAGCACCAGGUUCACUCACUCCACAUUUUCAGGGCUGUCUUUACUCUUGCUCAUCAUGGAAAGGAAGCUUGUCACUCUUUGUUUUCACCAACAGAACAUACAUGUGCUUGUGGCCCUUUGAUUUUUCCCCAGUUUCUCUGUGAAGCUGAGAAAUGCUCGACAAUGACCAAGCUAUUGCAAAUUAUUUUUGAGGAACAAUCUGUGAAGGGAAAAACUUUCAAAUAUUUUAUCCAUCUUUUCCUGUCCUGCCCAGGGAAGGCUAUUUUUGAAAUCCAAAUCCUUGUUGAGAAACUAGCUUCAGUAACUUUAAUUCUUUCGCUUUGCUUUUCAUCUCCCACUGAUAAGCCACCCCGCCCCCCCCACACUGGGGCUUAAAAAGCCCACUGGGGCUUAAAAACAAAUUGAUGACAGCACACUGCACCCGUCUUCCUGCCUGUCCUGACUGUGUAUAAGGCAAGUAAAUCUGAGUCAAAAGAUUAUCAACCCUUCCUACUUCAUUUACAUCAAAAGACAAAGCAAAGUAUAUGAAGAUAUGUCAUUCAAGUAUCACUGUUAUCCUUUUUCAGGGGAAAUGUUUGCAACUGCAGUGUAGAUUAACUCUUCCCAUGAGUAAAUUCAGAUGAAAAGAAAGAGAAUUACCAUAUCCACAAGCAUACCAUUGCUAUGAAACAAGGAUUUGAAAAUAGAGGCUCACCAGCAAGAAGUCCAAGGCACUUACAUUCUAGCAGCCUUUUUUUUUUUUUUUUUUAUUUAAAGUUAAGAGCACUCAUCAGCUCACAAAUUAACAAAUUCCAUUCCUGCAUCUUAGAUCAAGUUUCAGCCAAACUGAGGGGGAAAAAAUGCAGCAAAACUACAUCUCAGUAAAAGUUAGAACUCCUUACUUUAUAAAUAGAAGUUAUAGUUAACACUGCAAAAAUGUAAUGGCAGAUCUCUAGUAUCUUUGAGGGGCAGAGAGUAUUGGAUUAUUGAGGCUUAUGAAUAUGCUGGCUUAUAAAUACACAUAGAGAAGCUUCAGAAGCAUAUAGCGCAUGGCUGUUUACCGGGGUUCUGUACUCCCAAUCUUGACAUUUCUCAAAGCUGAGGCAGCCGCUUCACCCUCAACGCACUUUCCGUUCUGCCCAGACCAAAAAAGGAGCCAGAGGGCGCCAAAGUCCCUCCUCCUGCAAGAUAAACUGCUUGAACAGCAUCAUGUUUACACCAAGAAGGGUUCUGCUAAUGAAGGCAAAUACCUACCCCAAGACUAAAAAUUCAAAGAGAAAAAAAAGUUGCAUGCAGAUUCUAAUUAGAGAAAUGAGCUUGCCAGUAGCCAGAUGAGAUUUCAAAUUCUAUUCCUGAUGUAGCACCACCACCCUCAGUAAAUAUAUGGAAAGAAUCAGAAGCCAAAAAAACAGGUAUUAACAAUCCACUUCAUGUAGGUCUUCAAAAUGGGAUACUAACAGAGCCCCCUGGUUAAUAUCAAUAAUCCCAGAAGGCACCUUUAACUUACAUCUCUUUCUUCUUUCUUCCUUCUUCUUUCAUACAAACAUGCCACACUCGCUGACUCAAUUCAGAAACGCUAAGCACUACCCAUACUCACACUGUAAGUACUUCCCAUCCUAAAGGGGUCUGCCAGAAUACAUCCUCAGAGAUGGUUAAAAGUGCAUAGGCUGGGCUCUGAAACCUGGCUAUAUUCAUUCUGUACAGCUCAAUGUGAUCACCUGCUGACUCUGGAGCUAAAGGACCCCAUUUGGGAAAGGGAGUUAAUGUGUGCAGAAUGGGCAAGGCAAAAGCUUGAAUUCCACAUUAGCAUUUUGUUUCUGAGGUCACAGGUUUUCUUC